AUGUCGGACGCUCAAGCGCGACUUCAGGCUCUGUCUGAGGACUUCCAGAAGCUUCAAGGCGAACUUCAGAAUGCAGUUGCAUCACGACAAAAGCUUGAGGGCCAGAAGCAGGAGAAUGUUGGUGUGCAACAGGAGUUUGACCGGCUACAAGAUGGCGAGACUAUCUACAAGCUCUCCGGUCCCGUGUUGCUGAAGCAGGAUAAGUUCGAGGCCGAGAACACAGUCAAGGGUCGUCUCGACUUUAUCGGCAGUGAAAUCAUACGACUAGAGAGUCAGAUUCAAGAAACCCAGGAAAAGUUGGAGAAGAAGAAGUCUGAAAUUAUCCAGAUUCAGUCAAAUGCUCAGGCACAAGCUCAAGGCAAGGGCAAGGAGGCAUCUCAGUAA
This is a messenger RNA of Fusarium sp. VM40, 384 nucleotides long. NCBI's taxonomy places the organism in Eukaryota, Fungi, Ascomycota, Sordariomycetes, Hypocreales, Nectriaceae. The record is from the annotation of a GenBank genome assembly.